Molecule: messenger RNA, 4491 nt
Organism: Aspergillus bombycis
Lineage: Eukaryota; Fungi; Ascomycota; Eurotiomycetes; Eurotiales; Aspergillaceae
Product: putative ABC transporter
Exons: 16
Coding region: 31-4491 (1486 amino acids)
Biological process (GO): transmembrane transport
Cellular component (GO): membrane
Molecular function (GO): ATP hydrolysis activity; ATP binding; ABC-type transporter activity
Source: RefSeq, a predicted model, not a curated record
AUGACUCUUAGGACUCAUCCAUAGGCAAUCAUGUCCUCCCCAUCUAUGACAGUUCUAUGCAGCGACGACUCAUUUGGCCCUUUCGUUACAACGUUCUGUCGCGGAGGUUUUGACUUCACCGUCCUCUUCGAAGCAAGCAUUUUGACGAUCCUUCCUGCCGCCUGUUUCCUGCUGUUGGCGCCAUUUCGGUUACUUCAGCUGUCCAGAGAGUUACCCAAAGUAGUUUCAUCUACAACACGUGUAGCGAUAAUCGUUCUUGCCGUAUGCCUGGUAGUAGUUCAGAUCGCUCUGGUUGCCCUUGGCGCUACACAGCCUACGAUCCGGGGGCGCGAGUCACUUGCUGGCGCCAUCCUCGAGCUCGUAGCGGGGCUUGCCGUUGUAAUUCUCAUUGACCUGGAGCACAUCCGCUCCAUUCGACCGUCAUUCCUUGUCUCUGCCUACUUGUUUACCACGAUACUUUGUGACCUUGUACGGGUGCGCACCGCUUGGCUAUUAUCAGACAGUCAAGCCUACGCAGCCUGCCUUUCUUUGUCUCUCACCAUCAAAUUACUCCUCUUGACCUUGGAGAAUGUUGAGAAGCGAAAAUGGCUGAAACCUAGUCAGGAGGUGAGGUCUGGUGAGAGUCUCAGCGGACUAUUCAGUCGCGGCCUGUUCGUUUGGUUGAACGGCUUGUUGUGGAAAGGACACUCCAUGCUGCUGUCCGAGAACUCAUUGCCUACAAUCCAUGAAAAGCUCGCGUCCCGCGACUUAUCUGCUCAAUUCGCGGAGUCCUGGGCCUCUUCUAAUAAGAACCGCCAGAAUGCGCUACUUCUGACCGUUAUCAGCUGUCUACGGUGGGAGAUACUGAAGGUCAGCUUCCCUCGAAUCUGUGUUGUGGGGUUUAGUAUCGCCCAGCCGUUCCUGGUGGGCAAAGUUGUCACCAUCCUAGAUCAGAAUGAUUCGCUUUCGCUAGAUAAGGGAUACGGUCUGAUCGGAGCCACCGCCAUUGUAUUUAUCGGAGUUGCUGUGUGUACAGCCUGUUACCAGCAUUUGGGGUAUCGUGUUACAACGAUGCUCCGGGGUGGACUUAUGGCGAUUGUCUUUCAGCACAUGAUGCAUCUACCGUCGGGUAGUGUUGACGAGUCUGGUGCUAUUUCCCUCAUGGGUGCUGAUAUAGAGAUGCUUGCCGAAUACUUCCAGUCAACGGCUUGUGAGAUUUGGGCCAAUAUUCUGCAGCUGGGACUGGCUACCUGGCUUCUUCAAACCCAGGUAGGCGCUGUCUGUAUUGCACCCAUUGUGGUAGUAAUAAUCUUCACCGUGGCAUCGCUGGGCAUGGGCAAUGCCGUGUCGGCACGGCAGAAAUCAUGGCUCCAAGCUACCGAGAAACGUAUCAACUUCACCACUGGCAUCCUCGGGUCUAUCCAAAAUAUCAAAUUCCUUGGAUUGACCGAAAUCAUGGGGGCUAUGAUUAAUGCCUUGCGUGUUGACGAGCUCAGGGUCUCCAAAAGAUUCCGUCGAAUCCAGACGGUUCGUGUCUGCAUGGUCAACCUUCCCACUAUUGUUGGGCAGCUCGCAACAUUCGCUGGCUACGCUAUAGUAGCUAUGGUGCAAGGGUCUGGGGGUCUAAAGGUCUCGCAAGCCAUCACGUCACUCUCACUGGUCAAUCUUCUGGUUACUCCGCUCUCCAAUCUCUUGCUCGCUAUUCCGGAUACCUUCGCGUCGAUAGGCUGUCUCACCCGAAUACAGGACUUCCUCAGGCAACCGAAUCGCACUGAAAGGAGGCAGAUAGCCCAGAUGGCAGGCAGUCCAUCUCCUUCAUCCCCAUGUUCCUCCGCUAUCGAGCUACCUACCCUUGAACAGCAUGUGGCCAGCCCUGUUCUAGAAAAGCAAUCGGAUCUGGUUCUGUCCCUCAACAAUGUCCACUUUGGAUGGAAGAACUCUCUACCAGAUAAACCUCGCAUCUCACUUACUUUGAGAUCCUCUCCUAAUGGUAACCUUGUUAUGAUUGUCGGUGCAGUCGGUAGUGGUAAGUCUACCUUCCUUAGAGGGCUUGCUGGAGAAACACCCGUGCUGGAGGGGGAGCUCUUUAUUAAGUACCCGGAUCUGGCUUUCUGUGAGCAAACUUCAUGGUUGACAAAUACAUCAAUCCAAGAAAGCAUUGUUGGAGAAAGCCUAUCAUCUGUGUUCGAUGCUGAGUGGUAUCACACCGUGGUGAGAGCAUGUGGACUGGAGCCGGAUCUCAAGAGAUUGCCAGCAGGCGAUCAAACCCUUGUAGGCAGCAAGGGUGCUAAACUGAGCGGUGGGCAGAAGCAAAGAAUUGCUAUAGCACGAGCCGUUUAUGCUCGUAAGCGUAUUGCCUGCUUCGAUGAUGUCCUUAGUGGCCUAGACAAUGCAACAGCUCAGCUGGUAUUUAACAAUGUUUUUGGUCCGGCUGGAUUGCUGCGCCAACUGGGCUGCACCGCGUUCCUGGCUACCCACAGCAUCCACCACUCACCACAGGCCGAUUUCAUCAUUGUCUUGGGCGACAAUGGCCUGGUCCUGGAACAAGGCAGUUAUGCCCAGCUCCGCGGCCACGCUGGAGGCUAUAUUAACAAACUCGGCGUGCAAUCACUACAGGCGGAUGGGUUAGCUGAAACGAUUGACAUUAGUGAGAGGGAAAACCAGUCGAAAAGCGCUCCAACAGGCUCUCCGAGUGUUUCCUCAACUACUACUACUACUACUACUACUACUACUACUACUACUACUACUACUGAUGGUACUCGACAGACCAAUGAUCUAGCUGUGUAUAGGUACUACUUCUCUAGUUUGGGAGGUCUGCGCGUCGCCGUGCUACUUUUCUUCCUGAUCGUCAAUGCUGGAAUUGAUGGAUUCCGCUAUGUCUGGGUGGAUAUGUGGUCCUCCAGUAGUGACAGCGCCUCGAGUUCACGCUUGGGCUACUGGCUUGGACUGUAUGCAGCAUUGGCUGUCAUUGAAGCCAGCGCCCUUAUCUUUUCUGUAUUCUGGACAUGGGUUGUCAUUGUCCCUGCUGCCUCUAAGAAUCUACAUUCUCUAGUGCUCCGGGCUUGUAUGAGUGCCCCUCUAUCCUUCUUGUCGAACACCGAGACUGGUGUUCUUGUAACACGCUUCAGCCAAGAUAUGAGACUGGUCGACAUGAUCCUGCCCCGUGGCUUUAUAUCUACAGGAUUCCAGCUUUUUGGGGCUCUUUCUCAAGGCGCCGUCGUUAUAGCUUCACUGCCCUACAUGGCAGCGGCACUACCGGUUCUCAUUGGCGUGCUGGUCCUUGUCCAGCGGUUCUACCUGCGCACAUCUCGUCAACUGCGGCUAUUAGAAAUCGAGCUUAAAAGCCCUCUAUAUACCCACUUUAUUGAAUCGCUCGCCGGAGUGGUUACUAUCCGCGCUUUUUCGUGGACCCGCGCCUCCAUAUCCCGAAUGCUCUCCAUGCUUGACACAGCUCAGAAGCCUUUCUAUCUCUUACUGAGCAUCCAACGCUGGCUUAGCUUGGUACUUAAUCUCAUCGUAGCUGCUCUAACAGUGCUCCUUGUUGGAGCAGCCUUGGCUCUCCGCGAACAUGUCGACCCCGGUCUACUAGGUGUCGCCCUAGUAAUGAUGAUUGAUCUGGGUCAGACUCUGUCAGAGCUGAUUCAAAACUGGACACUACUCGAGACAUCCCUAGGGGCGAUUGCGCGGAUCAAGGACUUUGCCGAAAAUACGCCCAGUGAGGACAGAGGCAUGGACGUUCAGACUCAGGAACCACACCCGGAAUGGCCCUGCCAUGGGGAGAUCAUGUUUGUUGAUGCGAGCAUCGCAUAUAAUUGCUCAGAAGGGGCUCCGCCCGUACUAGAUGGCAUUCGUCUUCAUCUACGUGCGGGUGAAAAGGUUGGGCUGUGCGGAAAGUCUGGAAGUGGAAAAAGCUCCCUCGCACUAUCUCUCCUCCGCCUCAACGAGAUACUAUCAGGGCAGAUCCUCAUUGAUGGACAAGAUAUCUCAGUCAUGUCCCGAUCCACGAUCCGACAGCGCAUUAGCUGUCUCAGUCAAGAGCCAUUUCUUUUCCCAGGCACCAUCCGACAGAACGCCGAUCCGCUGAGUAUGCUGAUGGGUCAGGACAUUAUCAAUGCGCUGCGGUGUGUUGGCCUCUGGACCGCUCUCGUUACCCACCAUGGUGACGAUGAUGAGACGGUCCUAGAUACCAAACUCAAUGAGGCAAUCUUAUCCCAGGGACAGAAGCAGCUGUUCUGUCUAGCGAGGGCGCUGUUGAAGAAGAGUAAAAUUCUACUUCUUGAUGAGCCAACUAGCAGUCUGGACGGCGAAACCGACGCUAGAGUACAAAAGGUCAUACGCAAGUCCUUCGCAGACUGCACCGUGAUUAUGGUGGCCCACCGGAUUCAUACUCUCUUGGACUUCGACCGGGUCGUUGUCCUAGAUAGUGGUCGAAUUGUCGAAACAGGCCAUCCGCGCGAGUUGUUGGACAGGCCUGAUGGGGCAUUUGCGAAGCUGUUAGAACUGGAGUCGUGA